AUGUAAAAUAAUGAAUAGAUAAAAAAAAUGAAAGAAUUUGUAGAAUAAUUGAUCGAAUUAUUCUAAAAAAUGAUAAAUUACUAAGAUUGGUUAGAGAAUAGUAUUUCAUUGAUUUCAUAUUUUGAUAAAUAAGUUAGAAUCAAUGGAUGUAAAUUAUAUCUCAAUUCUUGGUUGAAAAUGGAGGAAUAAGGUUACAAAGGUUAUCUUAAAUAUUAAUAUAAUCUUAAAGAUAUAAUAAAAUUUAUAGAUGAUGAUUCUACAAUAAUAAUUCAAGUAUCUUGA
This is a messenger RNA of Paramecium sonneborni, 282 nucleotides long. NCBI's taxonomy places the organism in Eukaryota, Ciliophora, Oligohymenophorea, Peniculida, Parameciidae. The record is from the annotation of a GenBank genome assembly.